UUUGCUCGGCGUUAGAGAGGAAGGACCGUAGACCUCUCCCAAAUCCAGCCGGCAGCGGGAUCUGGAAGUACCUCCAUCCAGCCCCGAUGGCCGAAGCGAUGCCAAAGCCGCCGCCGGAGCUUGCUCCCGGCUCUGCCGUCCAGGGAGGAGUUAGCACGUCCCGGGCAGGCCCCGCGCGCGGGGGAGUCGCUCUGCGCCCUUGAAAUUCCUCCAGGCGAGUUAAUGAUAAAUCUCGGAGGGGCUCGCGGCGCGGGAGCUUUGGGCGCCGGCGGAGACGGGCUCCGGCGGACCAUGCGGGCUCGGGUCCCAGCUGGCUCUCAGUGCCACUGACCUGUGCCUCCACCUCAUCUCCGAGCUGCCAUGGCCACGCUAGAGACGCUGCCAGUUCUUAGUGACCCGACGUACCCCAGCCAGGAGAACUUCCACACUUUUGCCCCCCGGCCUUCCCAACCCACCUCCCAGAGCACCAUGGGGAGCGUGGGCAGCGGAGUUGCCAAUGACCAGGAGUUUGCCAUGAAGAGCGUGGGGACCCGGACGCAGAGCAGCGGCCGGCAGACGGAGGGGUCUCGCAAUGGCUACUCCACCCGGGAGAUCUCCAACCGGUACUCUGGCGAGGAGAAGACAUACAAGUCAGAAAAGGUCUCCAACUCCCUCUACAUCAACGGCGACCUGCGCAAGAGUGAGAAGGUGAAGAUGGACAUCUGUGGGAAUGUGACCACCAACAAUGAGAAGAACAUGCCGCCUCCUCCCCAGUACCGAGAGCCCAGUAACCCACCAAAGAUAUUGCCAAUCUCUGGCAAACUAGACCAGAGCAAUGAGCCCUUAGUUAGACCCUCAGCCUUUAAACCAGUAGUUCCUAAAAACUUCCAUUCCAUGCAGAAUCUCUGCCCGCCGCAGAGCAACGGGGUGACAGAGAACAGAAAGAGCUUGAACCAUGCCAACAGCAAUAGCCCGUCCGCACCCAAAAGUGGACUCGACAAGACCAGCCUUAACAGGACUACAAACCAAGUGGGAGGCCUUUCAGAUUCAGGCCGUAACUCGUUAACGAGCCUGCCCACGUACGGGACAGGCUACAGCCAACACGUGGGUCCAAUGAGCGCCUCGACAAGCCACAUCAACCGCAUCGGAACAACCUAUGUGGACAAGAACAUCGUGGGAUACAACGGGAUAUCUACCUCAGACAGCGGGCGGUCUUCGAGCAAGAGCACCUCUUCGUUCAACAGACUGAACCAUCUCAACGAAACAAUGCCUUUCCACUCGCCUUCAACGGAUGACAUCAUCCAAGACCUGGAAGACCGGCUGUGGGAGAAGGAGCAAGAGGUCCUCCAGAUGCGAAGGAACUUGGACAAAAGCGAGGCAGCCAUCUUCCAAGUGUUCGAGGAGAAGCAGAAGAUCUGGGAGCGGGAAAUGGAGGACCUGAGGCAAAACUACGCCAACAAAUUGCAGCAGGUUUCCAAAAAGGCCCAGCGGGCUCAGCAGGCCUUGCAGCUCCAGAUCUUCAAGCUCCAGCAGGAGAAAAAAAAACUCCAAGAUGAUAUGGGGCAACUCCUCCAGCAGCGAGAGGAGCUGGAGAAGAAAUUUGUGGCUUUCAAGAAGGAGCAGGCUGAGUUUCUCCCAAAGAUUGAAGAGACCAAGUGGGAGGUGUGCCAGAAGGCGGGCGAAAUCUCUCUGCUCAAGCAGCAGCUGAAGGAUUCCCAAGCGGACGUCUCCCAGAAGCUGAACGAGAUCGUGGGGCUGCGGUCACAACUCAAGGAAGGUAAGAACUUCCUGCGGGAGAAGGAGGAGCAAAUCCUCACCCUGAAGGACUCUUACAGCUCCAAGAGCGUCAACCUGGAGAUCUGUGAGAGUGAGCUACAGCGGAAGAUGAGCGAGGUCCAGGUGCUGAGGGAAAAACUGAACCACUGUGAGCUGGAGGUCUCCGGCCUGAAGCGGACACUUGCCAGCAUGGGACCUUCGGGGCCUUUCAGCGGGGACCUGGCCGAGAAGCUGCGGGACCCCCUGGCCUGCGAGAGUGACGAAGCCAAGAUGCAGCGGCAGAGCGAGGACAGCGUUAACACACUGCGGAAGGAGGUGGAGCGGCUCCAGACGGAGCUGAAGCUGGAGCGGCAGCAGCGGGAGCAGCAGGUGAUGGACUUUGAAGAAGAGCGGCGCACGUGGCAAGAAGAGAAGGAGAAAGUCAUCAAGUACCAGAAGCAGCUGCAGCUGAACUACGUGGAGAUGUACCAGAAGAACCAGCUCCUGGAACACAAGGUGAACGAGAUGAACACAAAGGCCACCAGUCCCCCGCACACCGAGGAGAAAAAACCAUGGACUCCCUCCAGACUCGAGCGAAUAGAGUCCACCGAGAUCUGAGGUGGGACCAAGACAAUACAAGUAAUUUUUUUUAUUGCUGUGCAUGUACUACCUACUCAAGCCAGUGAUCUUCCGAAGGAUAAUAUGCUACCAUAGGAGAGGUGUGAGUCUGCUCACACCAAGCUCCGUCUCCCCUACUCUACUCUUCUGUGCUCUGUAGGUAAAAUAACUGUGGAUGUGCGUUGUUUUUCUAUCGAUAAUGCAACAUCUCUUUUGGUUUUUUUCCUAGUACAGCUGGUGAGGGUCAAUUGGCUCUUUUGUAAUCUGCCGUGACUGUUACUUCGCUAGAGGCUGCCAUCCCCUCUCCCAACAAUUCACCCCUCUUUGGUUGGUUGGUUUGGAGGGUUGUAUUUGGUUUCUUUGGUUUUCCAAGCAUUAUGUGCAGCAAAACAGUUCAAAGUGGCAGGUUUUUUCAGGGCAUUUUUAGCCACAUUGGCUAAUGGAGCAAAGCUCUAGGGAUCAUGAGCAAAUUCACUGUUCUGCAUCAAGUAUCCUGUCUAGACGGUGGUCUUAGUGAAGUCAGUGGGAGGUUGGCCACUGAUUUCAGUGAAACCAGACAUAUCUCUACCAGAUGACUCCCUUUUGCCAGCCUAUGGCUACCAUGGUUGCAAGAGGUUAGGAUAUCCUCGAGGAGCAGGAUGAGCCUGUCCUGGUAACAAAGCCAACUAGGAACAGUUGCCAAGCAGGAGCCUCUUUUGAGGCUCAGCAGAGCUUGAUAUAUGCUGCAUUUUCUUUUUGUUGUGGUUUCCUUCUUCAUUUCCACUCCCAUCCUUGGUUCUGACCAACCUGGGAGCAGAAAUGCCCUCCCUCCUCUGCCUUGGUCUCACUAUUCUUCCUAUAUAUUCAAGUUGGCUACAGCAAGAAAAAAAUCCCAGAAACCCAAGCUAGUUUACCUUCUCAAGAGCCCUCUUGCUCUUGAGCGAGCCCACAGAGUCAGUGGAAUCAAGGCGUGGGGAACCACCCAGACCUGUGGGAUGUUUAUGCAACCUGAAGCUUCAGCAAUUUGCCCGUUGGUGGGUAGUGAGCAAUUGUGCAAUCCCAUUUCCAAAAGAGUGAUGCUUCGGUGCAUUUUCUCUGCCCGGGGUCUCCUUACAAAAAGGCAUCUGAACCUCACUCAGGAGUUGCAGUGAGCACAUAUCAGCAUCACAGCUAGACAGCAAUGAGGCUGCGAGGCAAGUGCUAGCCUCCCGCACAGCCAUUUGGAAUAGGGCCCUUAGCAAUCCCACACGAUAUGACGUAUUCCAGGCAAAGAGAAAAUGCAGGCCCAGUUUAAGAAAAUAUUUAGCUACUAACCCUGAGCAAUCAUAAGACGGGACAAUGCUUAAAGACAUGCAAGUGCUUGUGCUCCUGGCUGAAUAACCAAAACUUAUAUGCACAGUCACUGAGAAUGAUGCAUGCAUCAAAAAACAGCCUUCAGCUUUAAAAGGUGGGCAAAGUGGGCCUGGUCCUACCUUUCAUGGACACCUUUGUAAAAUGAUCUGCAAUAAAAGGUGAAGAGUGCUGUAAAACAGGACUUGCACCGUCUGAGCAGCGGCCAAAGAAUCAGUGCAAAUGAUCCUUAGGAAGCAUUUGCCCUAGGGAGCAGCUAGACGAAUAAAGCUAGAAUACGCCUUCUUGGGCUGUCCAUGUGAGGGGACUGCAGGGAGAGUUUGCCCAGAUCAUGAUUCAUCUGCGAAUCAAGGAAGAACCUCAGGACUUUGAGUGGCAGAAGACCUUCCAAACAAAAGCCCUGAAGCUACUCACUUUCUGUUUCCCUCCCCCAGAGCUUCCUCCUCUCCAUGACCAGGUCUGACCUUCAAGUUGGGAUCAAAUGUUGUUGUGGUGAGCUCCAGACUGAGCAAAGAGGCUGAGCGGGACAAAGGAGUCCCCAGUUUGUCCCAUCAACCUCCAGCCAAGGUCAACACACAGUAUUACUGGCCAGGACCUGCCGAGGGCACUGUUGGUGGAUGGCAGCAAUUCCUGGAGCUGUAGAAAAUGGAGAUGUGUGAUGAGACAGGGGCGUUUCAAGGCCUGAGUUGAGGGCACCUAGCUUUUCCCAUCGCUUCUGCUUGUGCCUUUGGAGCUGGAAGAAAGAACAACGCAAAUGCCAGGGCAGCUCAGGCUAAGGUCCUCUCCAGCGACCAGCCACAGGAAGGGGGACUAGGUCAGGUCUGAUCCCUGAAGGGGGUGGAGACUAGUCCUACUACAAAUCCUGCAGCGCACCAGCACUCGGAUGAUGCCUGUGCACCGUGCUCAGGAAGAAGUGCUGCUCUGUGCUGGUGCCACCCAGCAGCAGACUUUGACAGGCCAAGGGCAGGAGCGGGAAGGGCAAGUGGGUUCACUGGUGCACCACUGCCACAUCAUGCUGGAGUCAAGGCAGGACCCCAGUCCCCAUCUCCACCCUCCUCUCUGUUCUGGUGCUUCACGGGCUGCAGCUGGAGUCAGGGGCCUCAGAGACACACAGGUGCACCGGGCACACUUAGGCUUGGCCAGGUAAAUCUUAGGUCUUCCUCUAUUUUAUUGCUGGGCCUUUACGAGGGAGUCGAACACCCCACAAACAGUGUCAGGCCUGAAGAUCUGGUGUGUUGUGUCAUCUUGGCUUUCUGUGCCUCUCUUUCCCCAUCAGAUAAACCCCCACUGUCUUCUUUCCCCAAGCAGUUGUGAGGCAUCUGUGCUUGCGAAGGGCUUUACAGUCCUUGGGAAAAACAAUAAAGCAUAGAGAAAUCGCAAAGAAGCUCAGUCUCAGCUGCCUGUCAUGGGCAUUUUUGAGGACACCACACAAAGGGCAAACAUCCCACCAACAACACAUGCCCUUGCCACAAGAUGGGUCCAAUGACUUGGUGGAUCUUCUCCAAAUUUGCUCCUCUCAGCCCCUCUGACGUUACAAUUGGGUUCCCACUAAGCAUCACAGGAACCGGGGUUUCAGCCAGUGACUCCAGAAGACCUACAGUGGCUGAGUUUUGAGGAUCUGCUGCUGAGGAGGUGUAUGCCACAAUUCCCUGCUGUGUUAAUAACCGAGAGCAAUGGACACCAGCAUCAGUCUAUGGGACGCCUUCUCACAGAGCUCCUUGCUAAAGCGCUGGCACCCUUCAUCACUUUGAUCCAGAUCUGAGCAACCUCAAGCGUGCCUACUCCCUGGAUGACACAGAGCUCUGCAGAUACCCACUAAGAAGUUGUGCUGCUGAUAGUGCUUUUCUCCCUAUUAGGAUUGACCCAACACCCCCCCAGCACUCGGCUGACCUGCAGAAACCACCUCCUUAGCUAAGCUGGAGUUUCAAAGCAUUAAAGGUGUCACAAAAUACAGAUAUUUUUGGCAAGUGCGCUACCCAAAGUGCCAUGCGUGAUUCCUUCACUCCAGGAAUCCUCCCCACAACAGGAUGCACUGGUCUGCAUCAUGUCCUCUCCCAUAUGCUAGUGCUGUGCAGCUGCAUGCUGGCAACCAGUGGCUCUCAGAAGUGACUGCCCCUUGCCCAGUAGGGAUGGAGCAAAACGCUGGUGGGACACCUAGGUUCCUGUCAUUUGUGCUCAGAUCUGCCCAGACUGGAGCUCACCUGGCUCUUUCCAGACUUCGGCACUAGUUGAUGUCAGCUUUUACCCACUGGCUGGAUGAGGUCUCCCAUCACAAGCUAGGUUUGCAGUGAGGCUUUGUGGUCUUUGCUUUGGAACAAGAUAACCAAGGGGUGCCAGUCCAGUGUUUUGAUGACAUAUCCUAGGAGCGGCCAAGGAGAGUAAUGUCCCAUCUCUCCGAUGCUCAUGCAGAGCUGAUAAAAUGUUUCUGUCCCAUAAAACCCACCUUCAGAGUUUGGGUUUGACCAUAGCCCAAUCCUCCCCUCCACCUUUGUUCAGCCAGCUCUGGAGCUGAUGGGAUUCAGUGUGACGUACUCGGUGUAAUUCUCUAAGUCCAGGUACUGCCCUCAAAAUCCUGCAGGUGAUCAAUGUCUCCACUGAAAAAACAGGUCAUCUCUAAGUUGACAUUGGCCAGUGGCAAUGGCUGUGGUCAUGGGGACUCAGGUCAGUUGCCCGCACAUCAGGUCUAGAGCCGUUAGAGAUGCUCUGGGAUAUCAGACACACAGGGCUGGCCGAUAUGACCCGAGACUUAUGGGAGAGCCAUCCCAGCAGUGUGAAGACAGGGUUACCUGGAGUAUCUCCAGCGGCACAUCACUCAUGUGUGGGCAACUGAGUCAUGCUCCAGGCACGUGCACAUGGCCAUUAUACGAGCACAUACGGGACAUUUAUCAACUCCAGCACUUCCAUCCAUGAGGAUUUGGGCUCAGCAGGUUAUCCCGGUGCUGGGGAAGGUGUAAGCAGCCCUUCUCAUCACUUGCUGUGAGUGGGGCUGCUUUGCUCCACUAUCAUUUUGAGGUUGAUUUUGCUCCUAUUGCUGUAAAAUGUCCACCCAGCUGGGCUAGUUUCCCCUCAAACAGCCAGCACUCACCCAGGGCGUGAACAGCACAACUAUCGCGCGUUGUUGUGCUUCACACAGUCCCACUUAGCUUCUGCUGCCGUCUCGCAGCAGCCAGCUACACCGUUCCUGCUGUCACUGGCGUAAUGCCGGAUGGAGAUCACCUCCGGGUUUCCACACUUGUUAACCAAGAUAGGAAUCGAAUGGUUGCUCUUUUGCUGCUACGUUAUACGGAGACAAGUGUACUUGGAUGUAAAUAACAGCCCAGUUCUGUAUAUACAACGAUUAAAUGAACAGACAAGAAAGCUCUGUGGCUUCUAUAUUGGUGAAUGGGAUCGACAGUAACAGCAGGUGUCGUGCUCAAGUGCUGAGCGCUAUGCAGAGGGUGCUCAGCACCCUCUGAGCUUUCGCUGGCCACAGCAGAAUCAGAGCGGGUGCAGCACCUGCCAGAAGGGCAAUCUGCUUUGGAUUGGCUCCAACAGAGCAGCCUGGUGUCACUUUGUCCUGCUUCAACGCUUGCUCUCAUCCUGAGCCAGGCCUUCGCAACUGCCCCCUCGUCAAGGCUGAAGUCCCCUCUGCCCAGCCUUGGGAGCCUCGUAUCACUCCAGAGCUCCCUGCCGAAAGACUGGCUCCCAGCAGUGUUCCCCUUGCACCCCUGCCACCCAUGAGCUCUGCCCACGAGAAGGACCAACCCCCUCCACCGCUGCCCAUCAAGUGGCACAUUAUAGCUUGCUUGGGACAGUGAGCUUGUGAGCAAUGUGACCAAAGAUCUCUGGAGGGUGUUGGACUGUGUGCUCGGAGCUGCCUCCUGCAUUCCCAGGGGAGGGAUGAGGCUGGUGUGGACUGGGAAAGGGGAUACGAGCUGGCACGGGAUAGAGCUGCUUGGAGAGCUGCUCCGCUGGGUGCCACCUGGGAACGUUUGCAGGGCUGUGCAGGGCCUUUCUUGUGCUGGUUAGGACUGGAUAGAAAGCAGGCUGUUUUCUCUUGUUUCAUGGAUGAACUCAAUUGUCCAUGAUGAUCCAGACUGCUUAAUCACCCCCACACUCUCUGGCUGUGCCAACCAGCUCCAAGUGUCACCCAGGGGAAGUAUGGACCAGGGGCUGAUCCCAGGAAGUACCAUGGAUGCAAUUUCCCUUUUCUCUUGGGGAGAAGAGAGUUUAUAUAUCUGGAUGCAUGCCAAGCCAUUACACUUGUCUUCGGGACCAUAAAGCAGGCCCUGUCCUCUCUAGUUUAGCAGCUCCAUGAAGGCUUCUCACCCUGGUCCCAGCCUUGGGCAUGCCAAGCAUGGGCCAGUGUGAGAUCUGUGCUCAUCUGCCCACACAGCCAUGCCCCACCGCUCCUGGGGAAGGGUGCUCCGUGGGUCUGGGCCACAGGCAAGUAACGACCCUUCACCAUGCCUCUGCUCUGUGGUCAUGCCAAGCCUUCCUGGUUCAUUCCUGCCAAGACCGCAAAAGCCCAGUGAUGUGCAGUGACAGCCCUCACUUCUGUCCCAGAUGGCCUACGGGUCCAGCUGGCCUCUAUCCUAACCUAAUCCCUUAGCCCAAGACUGAAAGACCACUCUAUACGGUUACUUUUCACCAAGCUCCUUUGCUGAAGACACUGCUCAUCUUGUUGCCUGCGUCCUGCCUCUCCUCCACCCCAGCUCUCCACACUCCCCAGACUCAUUUAGAUCAUCACAAUCCCGUUGUCCUAGGAACAGCGGGUGCCUCUCCCAGCACUCUCCCAGAUACUUCCAUUAGCAAGCAGGAGCCAAAGCCCAAAGCCCCCACUGACAGUGGCCUGUCCAAUUUUGUCCUCCAAUGAGCUUUCUAGGCUACUGGUCCUCACCUUCUCCCCGUCAGUCCCACAUCAGCUAGAACAGUCCUGCUUUACCUUCCAAGAGCAAUCUUGCUUCCCAGUGGAGGACAUCCCCAUGGCUUGCAAUCACUUGAAGUCACUGUGUGGGACUUCACACCAUUACACCCGCACACCCUGCCAGCUCCGAGGCCUCUGCAGUCCUCCCACCCUCUGCAAACAGGGGUGUAAGGAGCAUCCAAAUAGCCCUGGUCUGCAGGGGCACACAGCACCCAUGCCACCUGGUCCCCAGCAUAACAAGGGACUGGGAACACAUCCAGUUUGCAGGUGUGGGCUUCCCAGCAGGACCUUCCAUGCUGGCAGUGCGACUGUUGGCAAAACCAGAACUGAGCCUCUUUGUCUGCAGGGCAAGCCUCCUCCCUGGUCUCCGGAUGAAGGGGAUCAUGUCAGAUCUAGAGCAUGGGACAACCUCUGACAGGAAGGGUUGUGUUUUUAAGGCUCUUUUACAGAUCUGUUUUCUCUCUGCUUUCUGUCACAAAGCAAUAGUUUUUUUCUAGAAAGAUUUGAAAGGGGCUAUUCCCACUUCUGAUACCUGCAGGCAAGACUACGUUCCCUUGAAGACUUUUGUAGCUCCAGCCCUGGGCUCUCCUUCUUUGGAAAGGGACGCAAGGCCAGGCCUGGCUCCAAAUAAGCACCAGUGGCUUGAGCUUGACUGUCCCCAUUUGCUCUGAGAGCCCAGAGCUGCCCAUGUCCAGCAGGUCAUCAGGCUGGGGUCCAGGACAUGGGGUCCGUCUGCCUUUGGCACCCAUCCCAUGACUGUCACUGGGUCCCUGCAACAGGUCUUCUCCUUUAGCUCAGCGACAUGGGAGCCACGGGGUCCCCAGGGGUAUCUCAGCUCGCAGAGCCAUGAGUGGUGACCGCCAGAUACCUAUGGGAGACCAAGACUUCACCACUGCCAUUGGGCCUGGGAACCAGGCUGUCCUAGGAGCCCUCUUGGAGGAAAAGGUGCCCUUUCCCGCAUCGGUGGCAUGUGGGUUCCUUUCCAGUGGCCGAAGGGAACAAAUGUGCGUGGGCAGAGCUCCACCACCAGCGCAAAAGUGCUCCACCACCGGUGCAAAAAUGCUGCACUUCUGGCCAAUGUCUAUGCAGUCCCUUUCCACACAGCGGUGUCCCCGCAGAGCCCAGCCCAGAGCUGGGACUCCUCCAAGGUGUCUUCGUUUGCACUCACUCGGACCUGGUAAACGCUGUGAGUUGAGAGGCGGCCCGUCCGGACUCUCUCUUGGCCUUUGCCUUGCACUGGGCAGUAUGGUUGUGAGGGUUUCCUCAUCCUAAAUAAAUGCACGUUGCUUAGUCACCUGUCUCUAUGUCUGUUCUUCAGCAGAUCAAUAGGCACCCAAAACCCAGCUUCCCGACAGAGAUACGUCAGGUUGGGCCAGCUGGUGCCCUGAGCAAGCCUGUUGUCUGAUUUCACCAGCAAUAAAAACCCCGCGGACAAGCAGCCAGAGCCUUCCGCUCUGACGCUGGGUGAGCUGCAGGCUGUGUCUGUGUGUAGGACUCUGCGUUAGGCCCUUCAUCCAAUGUUUUGGACCUACCCAACUGUAAAUUCAAUCCUAGCCUUGUGCUUUCUUUCCUCUGUUUGUUUCUUGAAGCCUCGGUCUCUCUGUCUCUGCUCUUACUGUGAAUUCAAACCAGAAGUGUUCUGAACUCAACUCUGUUACUGUUUGUUUUGCGUUGACUGUUGCUGGUUCUCUGAACUGCGUUUAAUGAGAUUUUGCAAAAAAAAAAAAAAAAUCCAAAAAAUUAUAUAUAUAUAUCUAUAUAUAUACUUAAAAAAUAAAAUAUUAAAAAAAAGAACUACGUAAAGUUGGGUGUCUCUCCUGUCCACUGGUCACUUCCAAACACAGUUGUCUUGACUUUGCUUCUGGUCAGUGUAUUGAAAGAAAAGAGGUUGAAAAAUAAAGAAAUAAAAUGCAACAUUUGGGGAUUUUUGUACAGCAAAGGUGUACCCAUUUAGGAAAUUCUUGUUAAACUUACACCACGUUUCACAAUUUACUGCUAGUCUGUUGUAUGUUUCCAUUGGGUUAUAAAGAUGUGAAGAGCUACUGCCUUUGCAAUUUUCUACAGUGAAUAUAUAUAUAUAUCUGUACAGAUGUAUGUGUAUAUAUAUACAUAUAUAUAUAUACGAAGAUCUAUAUGUAUAUGUAUCUCUCUUAUGACUGUGAAGGAUUUUUAUUCAGGCAAAAUAAAAUGGAGAAAGGCCCCUUUUAAAACCUGA
Molecule: messenger RNA, 10802 nt
Organism: Dromaius novaehollandiae (emu)
Lineage: Eukaryota; Metazoa; Chordata; Aves; Casuariiformes; Dromaiidae
Gene: LZTS3
Product: leucine zipper tumor suppressor family member 3
Exons: 4
Coding region: 361-2352 (663 amino acids)
Biological process (GO): regulation of dendritic spine morphogenesis
Cellular component (GO): dendritic spine
Source: RefSeq, a predicted model, not a curated record